AUGUCCAUUGUCUCCGGGCUAGGGCAGUCGCCUGUCUUUCGACUCCGGCAGACUUGGGGUCUUGUCAAUCCGCGCAUUCGCAAUCUACUCGAUGAGCUGCGCGAUUUGAUGUCGAGUGAGAAGAAUUGGGCCAAGUACCGGGAGGUGUUGCGCCAGGCUAGUCCGCCUUGUGUUCCUUUUCUGGGAAUCUACCUCACAGACCUAACAUUCAUCGACGACGGCAUCCCCGAUCUCACACAAUCAGGCAUGAUCAACUUCGCCAAGCGCACCAAAGUAGCAGAAGUCCUACAAGACAUCCAACAGUACCAAAACAUGCCAUACAAUCUGCAAUCGGUACCCGAGAUCCAGGAUUUCCUGAUCAGGAACCUCAGGGCCACGAAGGAUGUCAGCGACAUGUAUGACCGAAGCCUUCAGUUAGAGCCGCGCAUGGCGAACGAGGAGAUUGUCGUCAGACGUGGCGCUCAUACGGCUACGGGUAGCAAUAUGAGCUCGGUGAUUAUUGCUAGUAUGGCUAUGCGGUGA
Molecule: messenger RNA, 522 nt
Organism: Aspergillus oryzae RIB40
Lineage: Eukaryota; Fungi; Ascomycota; Eurotiomycetes; Eurotiales; Aspergillaceae
Exons: 2
Coding region: 1-522 (173 amino acids)
Biological process (GO): positive regulation of GTPase activity; Ras protein signal transduction
Cellular component (GO): plasma membrane
Molecular function (GO): guanyl-nucleotide exchange factor activity
Source: RefSeq, a predicted model, not a curated record